This is a messenger RNA of Cutaneotrichosporon oleaginosum, 1125 nucleotides long. RefSeq lists its product as uncharacterized. The record is from RefSeq and is a predicted model, not a curated record. Gene Ontology annotation, cellular component: endoplasmic reticulum membrane. Gene Ontology annotation, biological process: nuclear membrane fusion involved in karyogamy; karyogamy involved in conjugation with cellular fusion. Lineage: Eukaryota; Fungi; Basidiomycota; Tremellomycetes; Trichosporonales; Trichosporonaceae.
GCCAACUCGGGUCUCCUUGCUUGCUCACUACUCUCCAGGCUCACAGACUCAUCAGUAUUCACUCCCAUCACUUGAUUUUUCGCUCCUCCGUCACUCUUCGUCUAUCUCUAACACACACGCGCAGCCACUCACAGACAGCGCAGGGUGUCUCGUGUCUCAAGCGGUACUGUGCCUCCGCCCUCGUUGAUCUCUUAAAAUGAAACUGCUGCCAAUUAUGGUGGCGGGAGUCUCAUUUCUUCCCCUCCGGCGCGCUGAGCAUGCUGUAGUAGCAGAGGAUAUUGCCAGCUUACUUGGUAUCACCGAAGAGGUCGCGACCGAUGUACUGGGGCGUGGAGUCAUUCACAGGGUCAUAGCUUCGGGAUGUCACGCUAAAACCGUGCGACAUAUCCACAGUACAGCGGCAGCCAGCGAUCAAUUCGGGCUGGAUGAGUCUCAGAUUACAGACCUGGCCAUCUCCUUCACGUUGUGUUCUAUGGCGUCUGCGUUGCAGAAGGUACCCCAGGAGUGUGAGCCAUGGGACACUACCUAUACUACACAUCCAGGCGAAGAUUCUGCGGUUCGACACCCAAAGGAAAAGGAGAGGAGACGCGGACGCUGCCUGGCCGUUCUGCACCGGAGCCCUCAGGACUGGGCCACGUUCAACACGUACUUCAGCGACUCCACACAGUUGUGGCUCGCCUUAACGCACCAACGGCACAUUGAACUCGCGCAGGAGCUCUACACCAACGCUACCCAGGAGAAGAUCGCCCUCCUUCAACUUCUACACCGCAAAGCUGAGGCAAGCUUCGCCACAGACGCCGAGCGCGACCGCAGGGUCGAGGAGCAGCUGACCGUGAGUUCAGCGGCGAGCAAAUGCAGCGUCGCUAAAGCCUGUCUAUCCACGAAUCCUUCGCAUUCUCACAAUUGGUCCUUCAGAAACUGGCGGACAUGGUCUUCCGCUUCGACGCUACGCAAGCAAAACUCGACGAUUCUGUGGAAUCCUUCUCGGAGGGUCAACGCAAGCUUUGGGACGAAACGGCACAACACAUGAAACGCUUGUUGGCGACUGCAGUUCAGAGUGCUCAAGGUGACCUCUCCCAACUUCAGAGGGAUGCUGUUCACGAAGUGAGUGAUCAUCAAACAACG